AUUGCUCUGUUGAUGAGAGAGAGUGUGUGCAGAGCAAGAGAGCGAGAGAAGCAGAGAGCUCUGUAAACAGGCUGUCAGAAAAGAAAGUGCAGGGACAUUUUCAUCCGCUACAGCCAAAGGCGAGUGUUGCGUACAACACUGAAGGAUAAUCACGAGAGGGAGAGAGCGCGAGCGCGAGCGCGAGCGAGAGAAGGUUUCAUUAAUUCAUGCAGGAGGGAAGGGAUGUUUCUGCCGCUGACUGAGCUGGUUCCACCACUGCCUGUAGCAUUUUGUUUGUGAGCCCAUCCAUGCCGUGAACGUGACAGCACUCAGAUCAGGCAGGAUUUGACGCACACCAUCACCUGAACAAGCAGAGAGUACAUCAGUUGAAAGGUCAUCAGCUGCUCCUCCGUGUGCACCUGGCACCUCCCCGCCGCAGAGCUACUCCAAUCCCAGCCCCUACCGGUGGCGCAGCACGCCUCACCUUCACACUGCCUUCGUCCUUGUGGCCCUCCGUCAUUUCACAACUCCACAUCGGGGACGCCAAUUCACCAUCUGUCACUAAGAAAAGUCGAAAUAAUCAUGCCAGAUCGUACCAUGUCCUUCUCAUACCUCACCUGAGGACGAUCAGUGUGGUUCCCCAGGCUCGCUGCAAGCACUCUGACCGUUGAGAUGGGAGAUUGGGUCUGUCUGAGCCCAGCUGAAUUCUCCCAGCUGCAGCAGUACAGUGAGUAUUCCUCCAAGAAGCUUAAAGAUGUGCUGGAAGAGUUUCACGGAAAUGGUGUCCUCUCCAAGUACAACCCUGAACAGAAGCAAGAUGUUCUCAUCCAACCCAUCGACUAUGAGGGCUUCCAGCUAUUCAUGACGACCUAUCUGGAGAUUGACAUCCCUGAGGAACUUUGCAAACACCUCUUCACCUCCUUCAAGAGCAAGAAUGGUGGAGGCAGCUCCCCCGACACCUCUCGAUCUGGAGCAGGCAUACUAGGUAUGAAUGGGAAGAGUAUUUUGAGUGCUAUGAGCCGACAUACACCAGAGAACUCUGCAGGGAUCACUCAAGGCUCAGGGGCCACCACAUCACCCUGCUCCUCCCGCUCCUCCUCACAACGCUCAGGCACAGGGGGCCACACACCCAGAGGCCCCCACCGGUCGCCCGGCACACAGCCCAAUCCCCCAGCGAGCAGCAGUAGCAGCAGCAAUGCUUUGGCUCUCUCCAAAACCACCAACUCCCCGCGCCUCUCCCCAGAGCGUAAUCAAUCUGAAAAUCGUACAUCUCUCCGGAGGAGUUCUUCUCCACAAAAAGGAUCUCCAUCACCCCAAGUGGUCUUCCUUAAAGACAUUGUGUGCUACUUGUCCCUGCUGGAAAGGGGAACACCAGAGGACAAGCUUGAGUUCAUGUUCAGGCUCUACGACACCGAUGGCAAUGGUCUGCUGGACAGUUCGGAGCUCGACCGCAUCAUAAACCAGAUGGUCCAUGUAGCUGAGUACCUAGAAUGGGACUCUACAGAACUACAACCAAUUCUGAAGGAGAUGAUGGAGGAGAUUGAUUAUGACCGGGAUGGAACGGUCACAUUAGAGGAAUGGAUCAGAGGAGGAAUGACCACCAUACCACUCCUGGUACUGCUGGGAAUGGAGACGAAUGUACAGGAAGAUGGGCAGCAUGUAUGGAGACUGAAGCAUUUCAACAAGCCAGCCUACUGUAAUUACUGCCACACUAUGUUGUUAGGAGUACGAAAACAGGGCCUUUGCUGCUCACUAUGCAAGUACACAGUCCACGAGCGCUGUGUGUCCAAAGACAUUGCUCCUUGCAUUAGCACCUACGCCAAGUCCCGCAGGCACACCAAUGCUAUGCAGCAUGUUUGGAUGGAGGGCAACUCCCCAACAAAAUGUGACAAAUGUCACCGCAGUAUCAAGUGCUAUCAAGGUCUAACAGGCCUUCACUGUGUUUGGUGUCAAAUCACUCUCCAUAACAAGUGUGCGUCUAACGUGAAGCCUGAGUGUGACGGUGGACCAUUAAAAGAUCACACACUCUUACCGUCGUACAUCUGCCCUGUUGUUCUGGACCGUCAAUCUGCUGUCAAAAGAGGUGAAGGAGAAUCAUCCCCCAGUACCAGCCCUGAGGACACCAGCCAGUGUUUCAAGUUCACCGGUGACGGUCAGGCACUGCAGAUCACCCCUCUGCCUGGAACGCACCCCCUCCUUGUGCUGGUUAAUCCUAAAAGUGGUGGUCGGCAGGGUGAGAGAGUGCUACGGAAAUUCCAGUACCUGCUUAACCCCAGACAGGUGUACAGUCUGGAUCGAGGAGGACCCAUGGUGGGGCUCAACUUUUUUCGAGACGUGCCCAAUUUCCGCGUGCUGGCCUGUGGAGGCGAUGGAUCAGUGGGGUGGAUUUUGGACUGCAUUGAUAAGGCCAGUUUUGCUCGACAUCCACCUGUUGCGAUCCUGCCACUGGGUACCGGGAACGACCUCGCUCGCUGCCUGCGCUGGGGUGGAGGCUAUGAAGGAGGCAAUCUGGUCAAGUUCCUCAGGGAUAUCGAGCACAGCACCGAAUUGAUGCUUGACCGCUGGAACAUCGACAUUGUCCCAGACGAUAAGGAGGAGAAGGGCGACCCUGUGCCCAACAGCAUAGUGAACAACUACUUCUCCAUUGGAGUGGAUGCAUCCAUAGCACAUCGCUUCCACUUGAUGAGGGAGAAACAUCCAGAGAAGUUUAACAGCAGGAUGAAAAACAAGUUGUGGUACUUUGAAUUUGGCACCACAGAAACCAUCUCAGCCACUUGUAAAAAGCUGAACGAAUCCAUCGAGGUGGAGUGUGAUGGCAUCAUUUUGGAUCUCAGCAGCACGUCUCUGGAGGGUAUCGCUGUGCUCAAUAUUCCCAGCAUGCAUGGGGGCUCCAACCUGUGGGGCGAGUCCAAGAAAAGACUGAAUUACAAUCGCAUGAGUAAGAAAGUGCCAGAGAGAAUGACUGGCAGCACUGUCACCGAUGCCAAAGAGCUCAAGUUUUGUGUACAAGAUUUGAGUGAUCAGCUUCUGGAGGUGGUGGGUUUGGAGGGAGCCAUUGAGAUGGGCCAGAUCUACACAGGUCUCAAGAGCGCUGGACGGCGCCUUGCACAGUGUUCUAGUGUCACCAUCAGGACGUCCCGGCUGCUGCCCAUGCAGAUUGAUGGGGAACCGUGGAUGCAGCCUCCAUGCACGAUACGGAUCACACAUAAGAACCAAGUUCCCAUGCUGCUGGGACCACCACAGAAAACAUUCUUCUUCUUCAAGAAGCGCAACAGAAGUCGGGACUAGAUGUGGGGACUUCAAAAUUCAACCACUCUUCUGCAGUCAUACAAACACACUCAAACAUCUCCACCUUCCUCAGCUAAUCCUUCGUCUUUGGCAGGUGGCAGCCAAAGAGAAGACACCUUUCAAUCACUUUUGUGAGACGAAUCAAUACAAAUACAACACUCUAAUGGACUCCAUCUCCGAAAACAGUCAGAUGCACAUGGGCUGAACCAGAACCACUCUGAGUGUCAUGACCACUUCCUGUGUCUUAUCAUCCAGAACAUCUUAUCACAGGCUUGUGACCUGUAAGCUAUGACUCAAUUCCAACUAAAUCGCCCCUCCCAAUAGGCCGCUGCCUUGGGAUCACACUGUGUGCCCUCUCCCUCCUCUUGAGAUGGCUCAUCAGAAGAGACGGCCAAUUUCAAAGAGAAAAAAAGAGGGAGGACCAGUAGUGAAGAGACACAGAGUAAAGGCAAAAGAAGUGUGUUCAAGUCAAAAGAGAUGGAGAGUAAGAGACACUCUGGCAUGAUGAUGUUCUUUGCAUGAGAGUUGGUGGUGCACAUAUGGACGUCACCAGGCCCUGGCCUAGCCUAGCAGGACCAGGGAACAAACUUUCCUCUUAAAGGAGCUCACUGAAUUAUACAUCAGUGCAUGCAAAGCAUUCAUUCCAGUGCCUCUCCAAGGCCCUGCAGCAUGCCAUCACUAAAGAGAUGAAGCAACAUACUCAUCCAUUGUGAAAAUGUUUAUGGGGGUCUGCUGAUAGAAACAGGUUAGACUGGCCUGAAUGAGAUGAAAUAUUUCAGCUUCUGUUGUUUGCUCUGGCCAGUACUGCUGUUCGCCAGUUGACCAGUGCAAGUUUUGUUACUGUUCGCUGAAUGAUUAUUUAUUCACAUACUGCCCUUUAAAACAACAAUGCUCGUGUUCAGUGUGCAGAAUGGACGUAAGGUCUUUCAAAAAUGCAAGGAGUUUAGAGAACCCUUAGAAGAGAGAAUCAGUGGACCAAAAGAGUUUUACCAAUUAGCAUUUAUAUCGUAGCAAUGUGGCAGUUUGUGCAAUAAUUUGAAGAUUUUAUCGUAUUUUUUAAGCCAAAUCAAAAUAUCGUGCCAUUACAUUGGGGAGUAGAUUCUGUGUGAUUUUCCCUGUCGAUUUAAAACAUCUUACACCAGCCUAUGCUGGCUAUGCUGGUCUGUUGGCUAGUUUGAGCAUUUUUGAGCUGGUCAGGCUCGGAGACUUGCAGGUUACCCAGCUAGACCAGCUGAAAACCAUCGUAAUGGCCGUAAUCACACCAACAUGAACGUACGGCAUGAAAAUUCGGUCCAGUUUCGGCAAGUGAUUUGUCUGUUCAGACCAAUGCGAAUAAUGGAAGAAUGAAGUAAUGAAAAAUGCAACUUAACUUUAUGGCAGUAGAUGGCACUUACAGAAAAUUAGUUUUAUGUAACAGCAGCGACUCAGGGCAUGUGACCAAAUAUUUCUGUAGAAAAAAAAAAUCUGUGUGAAUGUUUGUCUAAAUCUGAGCAGAAGCAUUAAUAGCCGUUUAUUCAAAUUAAAAUGUAUAUAACACUGAUUUUUCGUCUUGGUAUGAACAGGACUUACACCAUCAAACCAGCUUAGGCUGUUUUAAGCAUUUUAUCAGCAAAGUAUGAUUUUAGUAAUUGUUUUAUAUAACAAUAAGGAUGCAAUGGUAAAACUUUAAGUUCAGGGUCAAUUUGUUAAGAUUUGUUAAUGCAUUAGAUGUCAACAACUAACGCUGAAAAUAUAUUUACAGCCUUAAAUAAUCUAGAUUAGCCUUCAUUUAUAAACUCAAUUGCUUGGUCCAAGUUCAAUUCCACCCCAUAAAUUGAUUUCAUUGUUAAUUCAUUUAUAUUCAUAUUAUGUUUAAUAAUAUUGAUUAAUACAACCUGAAAAUCUAUGAAUAUAGUGCAUACAUUAUUAACAUUGACCAGGAGUAAUAAAUCCUGUAACAAUAUGAAUUGUUCAUUGAUGCAUUAACCAAUGUUAACAAAUUAAAUAUUAUAUUUUGUUACAGAAAUAAUAGUUUAAGGAAAAAUAUGCUACACAUUUUUAAGAAAAACAAGGUCUCCAUUCAGAGGCGGGCUGAAAUGGAUCUAGCGCUGGUAUUAAGACUGAAUCCUCUGGUCCCCAUCUGUCACAACAAGCUACUGCAGUGGGGUUUGAUUUACUGCUGCAUGGACGGAGCCUAAAUUUAACUUCCUAUUUCAGGGCAUGAAACACUAUUCCUAAUUGCAGCAUGAAAACAUCAGCUCGCAAUUUCAGGUCGACAGUUAAGCGGGUUUGAAAGCAGCCUAGAUGAAUGCAGAAAACGGAAGUUACUUACAGUUCCCGUCCACAACAGCUGACUUGGAGAUCCAAAAAGUGAGCGUUGUAAUCUUUUAGCCCUUCUGAGAAGGCCCAUAAAGAGUGUGUGACUUAAAGAUGCCCACUAUGUAUCAGUAUUUAUAUAAACUAAGAGCCUUGUGUGCAUAUAUACAGUAUGAAUGUGCAGUGAUCAUCAGAUGCUUUCGCAGUGUGCCAUAGGGUGUUAGAACUGUAUAUAUGUAUUUCACCAGUACACAGAACUGGGGUCAGAUUGACUUGAAGUUCAGGUGUCGACUUUGGAAACUGAGCUCUUCCCAGGGUUAGCAGGUUAAUGUUCCCUUUAAAGAAAACUGAACCGCAGAAGCAACACCAGUGUCCUAAAAAAUGCUCAUCUCUUCCUAUGACCACAGAACUAUCGGUUUAUCAGAAGUUAAUGGUGAAUUUGGCUAAAAGAGCCCCAUUGAUUCUGUGGUCUUUGGACGGAUGGUUAUCCUGCAUGACAUUCUGGUGUUUAAAGAACGGCGGUUUGCCUACAAGUGCAUGUUUACAACUACUUUUCAUUUAACAGUCUAGAAUGAUUUUAAACAGUCAUGUAUAUAUAGAAAUUGUUUAUAUUUUCUCUAAAGUUAAACCACCGCAUGCCUGCUGAAACAAAGAAGUCAAUGUCUGCUUGAAGAGAGACCAAGCUGAUUGUUGCUACUUUAUUCGUUUUACAUGAUUAUAUUUUUGCACCCUAUCCAGGCCCCUUGUGUCUACCCACUGUACUUUUCCUCAAUCAGUUAGUAGCAUGUUCAUUGUACAAGUACCAAUGUAUGCAGAUCGAUGGGCAACUGAGAAAUGUCAUGUUUGGGAAAUGUCAUUUCUAAAUCGUACUGAUGUCACUUCCUGUAUAAUUUCUGUGAAUAGCUGAUAGCCUUUACUUACCAGUACAAAAUAGCAUUUUGCCUGGAGCAAAGACUUUUGCAAUAUAAGUCACUAAGAAAAUAACCCAAAUGAUGGAACAAAAUAGAGGGAAUAAAACGAGAGGUUAACAUGUUUUGCUGUGUUGCAAUAACUCAUUUUUGUUAGUGUCAUCGUUCCUGCCUACUUAAUCUCAGAGAAAAGUGGUGAUAGAGCGAUGUCCUGCACAUCACAGAUGAGCUCCAUGAUAUCUCUGACACCACAUCUGUCUUCAUUUGUGGACAAGAAGGCUUUUAUCUAUUUUGUAGCUGUCCUAAUUGCUCAAUCUACCCAUGACUGUCUCUUUUAUCAUAACAAUAAUAUGAGUUUAUCUGUUAAAACCGUGCUGCCUCUUUCAGGGUUGUGCUCUAUUCAAAAAUGAAUUGAUAAUGCCUUUUAAAUUCUGAAUGUGAGGUUUUGAAUUAAAAAUGAAUUGUAAUUCAAAGAAGAUCAUAUAAUUUUGAUGUAUAACUAGAAUAACUGCCUUUUUUUUACGUUUUGCUGAGACACCCUGAAGUUUAAGGGGUUUUUCUUGGCCCCCCAGACAGAGAGAACGAUGGAUAGAAGGAAGGAAGAAAAACUUUUUCCCAGGAUGCAUUGCCUGUUGAGUUUCUUUGAGUUAAAAUACAGUACAUUCCUCUCCUGUCAUUCCGAUUCAAAUUCAUGUAGGGCAUUCGCAAUUCUAUUUAAAUUCAACUCGUGAGUUGAAAGGGAGACAACUUUUUUUUUUGUUUUUUUCAGUUCUGAAUUUUGCCCAACCCUGGCAUAUUGAGACCAAAUCAGGAAUGUUCUUUUUAAGAACAGUGAAGCAGAAUCCUGGAGUCAAUAUUGAAGAGGCAGUAUGGCUAAUCUCAGUGUAGCACCAUUCUUAGCUGGGUCAGAUGAGCCUUAUUGACUGCCACUGAUGAAGUACAGCCCAUAUCCACAUAUCCUGAAUGUGAUGUUCUACAUGUGUGUUUAACUCACUGUCUUACUCCUGCCUUAGGGUUAGUGUGGUUUGUAGCAGUCCAUCUGUGUGGUAGGCAACAAGGUUCAAGGACAGGAGUCCUGCAGACUGGGAUGGGGUUAAUGGGUGAAUUGUGCCCUUGAAAGCCCCUUUUAGACUCUGUUACUCUGUAAGCUGUUGGCAUCCAUGUUUUUAUUGAAUAAACAAAGAGACUGAA
This is a messenger RNA of Carassius gibelio (silver crucian carp), 7661 nucleotides long. RefSeq names its product diacylglycerol kinase beta. Lineage: Eukaryota; Metazoa; Chordata; Actinopteri; Cypriniformes; Cyprinidae. The record is from RefSeq and is a predicted model, not a curated record. Gene Ontology annotation, biological process: intracellular signal transduction; diacylglycerol metabolic process; lipid phosphorylation. The transcript has 26 exons. Gene Ontology annotation, molecular function: ATP-dependent diacylglycerol kinase activity; calcium ion binding. Gene Ontology annotation, cellular component: plasma membrane. Bases 652 to 3267 code for a protein of 871 amino acids.